This is a messenger RNA of Raphanus sativus (radish), 1843 nucleotides long. Its product is annotated as cytochrome P450 71B11-like. The coding region runs from base 243 to 1733 and encodes 496 amino acids. Gene Ontology annotation, molecular function: iron ion binding; monooxygenase activity; heme binding. Lineage: Eukaryota; Viridiplantae; Streptophyta; Magnoliopsida; Brassicales; Brassicaceae. The transcript is spliced from 3 exons. The record is from RefSeq and is a predicted model, not a curated record.
CACAUUGUUAAGACAAUCAUCCGAGAUCUAUUCUCUUCUUUUCCUCUCACGUUCACUCUAACAUUCAAAGACUUCUUCUUUUUUUUUUGUUUAUUGGCAUAAAGUAUGUGUGACACAUUUUAGAAUAUAAUUUUUUCUAGUAACAUAUGACCUUAAUUCUUAGUUUUGACAGUGUAAAUUUUUCUUCUCAUACCAAAUGUAUUAUCAGAGAAACCGUGUGACUACAGUUUAAAGGAAGCAAAAUGAAUGAGUGGUGUAUCGUUAUUGCAAUCGUCUUCUUUGCAUCUAUACUUGUUGCAAAUAACACGAGAAAGACAAAGAAAAACCUACCACCCGGACCACCGCGACUUCCUAUAAUUGGAAACUUGCACCAACUCGGAUCAAAACCUCAUCGCUCCAUGUUCAAAUUAUCUGAAAAAUAUGGAUCUCUAAUGUUCCUAAAGUUUGGAAAUGUGUCCACCGUUGUGGCGUCAACUCCAGAGACGGUGAAAGACGUCUUGAAAACUUUCGACGUUGAUUGUUGUUCACGACCUUAUUUGACUUAUGGUGCAAGACUUUCAUACAAUCGCAACGAUCUCGUCUUUUCUCCUUAUAGCAAAUAUUGGAGGGAGUUGAGAAAGUGGACAGUUGUGGAACUCUACACCGCAAAAAGGGUGAAGUCUUUUGGACAUAUCAGAAGAGAAGAAGUUGCCUCCUUGGUCGAUUUCAUCAAACAGUCUGCCUCGUUGGAGAAACAGGUUAAUUUCAACCUCCAGUUUAUGAAAUUGUCAGCAAGUGUGAUUUGUAGGCUUGGAUUUGGGAUAACUCUUGAAGGGAGUAAACUUGAGAAUACUUAUGAUCAAGUCAUUCAAGGGAUCAUGGAGGUUACUGGGAGUUUUGCGGCAGCAGAUUUCUUCCCCGUUGUUGGUGGACUAAUUGAUAGGCUCACAGGGUUACAUAGCAAAUGUGAGAAGGUUUUUAAAGCAAUGGAUGAGUUUUUCGAUGAAGCUAUAAAACAUCAUUUAGAUGAUGAUAGUAUUAAAGAUGAUAUCAUUGCCUUGCUUCUCAAAAUGGAAAGGGGAGAGAUUGGACUUGGAGAGUUUCAACUUACUCGAAACCACACCAAAGGAAUUCUUCUGAACAUUCUUGUUGCGGGAAUAGACACUUCUGCCCAAACUGCAACAUGGGUGAUGACACAUCUGAUUACAAACCCGAGAGUUAUGAACAAAGUGCAAGCCGAGGUGAGACAAGUGAUCAAAAACAAAGACCAUAUCACAGAUGAAGAUAUAAAGCAACUGGAGUAUCUCAAAGUGGUGAUUAAAGAAACAUUAAGGAUAAAUCCACUUGUGCCACUCUUAGUUCCAAGGGAGGCUUCAAAAGAUAUAAAGAUUGCUGGUUACGACAUUCCAAAGAAAACAUGGAUUCAUGUCAAUGUUUGGGCUGUUCAUAGGAGUCCAAACAUUUGGAAAGAUCCAGAAGUUUUCAUCCCUGAGAGGUUUAUGGACAAUGAGAUCGACUAUAGAGGUCUUAACUUUGAGUUGUUGGCAUUUGGUAGUGGAAGGAGGAUGUGCCCUGGUAUGGGUAUGGGUAUGGCUUUGGUACACUUGACUCUUAUCAAUCUUCUUUACCGUUUCGAUUGGAAACUCCCGGAAGGAAUGGAUGCAAAAGAUGUUGAUCUUGAAGAAUCAUAUGGAAUUGUAUGUCCUAAAAUAGUUCCGCUUGAGCUUAUCCCGGUCAUUACCCAUUGGACUUGACUUUUUUUUUGGACUUGACUUUUUUAUAUAGUAGUAUUUUCAUAUUGUAUGAUGUAAUCUUGGAAGUGUUUGAUGUCUUAUCACUAUCAAUAAAAAUAAUGUUUGAUGAA